AUGGGGCUGGCACAGAAGCUUGCAGGCUAUCCUCGCCUGAUUUUGGCCGGAAACCCUUCGAAACUUGACAAAAGUCUGCUGCUAUCAGGAAUUUUGUGCGCGAUCGCAUCUGGCGUGCCAUUUCCACUUAUCGGUAUCAUCUUUGGUCAGCUACUCAACGACUUCAAUACUGCGACAUGUGACCAGUCCGAGACUCCCGGCUCAGCAUCUCAGCUGCAGAAUGGGAUCAACGGCAAGAUACUGAUGAUCGUCUAUCUGGCCAUUGCGCAAUUCGUCAUGAUAGGCUCCCAUCUCUUCUGUUUCAGUACCUUCGGAGCUCGGCUGGCCCAACGGUUACGGGAGCGCUACCUGCAAAAUCUCCUGCGACAGGAACCUACUUAUUUCGACAACCUGCCUCCCGGGGAAGUCGCCUCUCGACUCAGCGCCGAUAUCCAAACAAUACGCUCGGGUACGUCCGAGAAGGUCGGGAUUUGUCUCGCCAGUGUCUCUUUCUUUGUGACGGCGUACAUCGUCGCUUUCAUCAAGGAUCAUGACUUGGCUGCCAUGUUGAUCUCGCUCAUACCGGCUUACUUCUUGAUGUCGUUUGUCGGAAGCCAUUACAUUGAGAAAUACGCAGGCCUCAUGUCCGACUACGCUGCGAGUGCUGCAUCGAUUGCGUCCGAGGCUCUCUCCAACCUCACGGUGGUUCAAGCGUUUGGUGCGAAUAAGAGGCUCGAAGAGAAAUUCUCCGAUGCUCUCCAAUCUUCGGAACGAGAGGGACUCAAGAAAUCUCUGGCUAUCGGCAUUCAAUCUGGAGUGUUAUACUUUGUUGCCUAUUCUGCAAAUGCACUGGCGUUUUGGCAAGGGAGCAAAAGCAUUGCAGACUUUGCCGAGCACCGCUCCAAUGGAGCCAGUGUUGGUGCUACGUUUACCGUCAUCUUCAUCCUGGUCGAAGCUACGCUGCUUCUCAGCCAGGUGGCACCCUUUGUUCACCUCUUUAUGGCUGCUGUUGCUUCGUUCGAGAAACUCCGCACAGAUAUGGAUCGCGAACCCUUGAUCGACGGUACUUCAACCUUGGGCCUCACGCUAUCCAAAGUGGCGGGGAACUUUGAGUUCAGAAAUGUGUCCUUCACUUAUCCAUCUCGGCCCGAGAUCACUGUCCUUGACCAAGUCAACAUAUCGAUACCCGCACUGAAGCACACCGCCAUUAUCGGUCUUUCAGGGAGUGGCAAGUCCACAAUCGCAAGUUUAGCAACGCGCCUAUUCGAUCCAACUCACGGGGAAAUAUCCUUGGACGGACAUGACCUGAAGACUCUGAAUACCCGCAGCUUGAGAAGCUUCAUAAGUCUAGUCCAGCAGGAGCCAUCCCUACUUGAUCGAUCAAUCUUGGAGAACAUUGCACAUGGUUUAGUCAAUUCCAGCAAUCCCGAGCAUGCGCACCUGAAGACUAUCCUCCUUGGCCCUGAGCUUGCUGAUCUGGCGGCCGAGGUUAGGGAAGGCCAGAACCUCUUGACUGCCUCAGAGAAAAGAGGUUCAGGUGUGGUCGAGGUCGUCGCCCUGGUUCGGAAAGCCGCAGCACUUGCAGAUGCAGACACAUUCAUUGAAAAGCUGCAAUUCGGAUACGCCACCUUGGUCGGUUCGAGUGGGCGCCUCAUCAGCGGCGGCCAGAAGCAAAGAGUGGCUUUAGCAAGGGCUCUCGUCAAAGAUCCCGCGGUCUUAAUCCUCGAUGAAGCCACCGCCGCUCUGGACUCACGGAGCGAACGCAGAAUCCAAGAGGCCAUUGCCAAGAUUGCAGGAGGUCGAACGGUGCUGACCAUUGCACACCGCUUGUCAACCAUUGUCGGCGCAGACAAAAUUAUUGUCAUGCACAAGGGUAGGGUGGUAGAAGAAGGAAGCCAUUCGACUCUGAUGGCCAAAGGGGGCGCCUAUGCCGACUUGGUCAAGCUACAAUCUCUGGCAACCUCACAUGAAAGCAGAGAUUCCGCUACGCAAAGAGACGCUACCAGCGAAUCAGAUGACUUUUCAGAACCCGAUGUUGACGCCUGCUUCACGAAAGGUAGCGCGCACGAGAGCGUGGAGGAGAAAGAGUCUGGGCUCUCGGACGGCCAAGGUGUUGAAGUUCUGUCCCCAGAGACACCGGACGAGCCCGAGACUCCGUCAACCUCCGUGUGGAUGUUGCUCAAGGGUUAUGCACCAGCUGUAAGGCCGCAUCUUCUCAUGCUAACCGCUGCUCUUAUCGGCUCGACCAUUGUUGGCGGAGCCUUCUCUGGAGAAGCUGUGAUUUUUGGAAACACCGUGGGCAGUCUCGAUAUCUGCAAGACUCCGUCGAGCAUCCGAUCAAGUGGCAACUUCUAUGGGCUCAUGUUUUUCGUUCUCGCCAUCAUCGAACUGUUUGCCAACGUGGUCAGUUGGUCCGGGUUUGGUUGGAUUUCUGAAAAGAUUGUCUACUCGGCGCGAGUGCUCUCAUUCCGAUCGCUGUUUGAGCAAGACCUUCAGUGGCAUCAAUCGAAAGGGCGGACCCCUGCUUUGCUUCUCUCAUACAUCACUAGAGAUGGCAACGCCUUGGCUGGAUUGAGCGGCUCUGUUAUCGGGACCUUUCUUUCGAUUACAAUCAAUCUCGUCGCGGCAAUCGUCCUGACGCACAUCAUUGCAUGGAAAAUUGCCCUUGUGUGCCUAGCGUUGGUGCCUCUUCUGCUGGGAGCCGGUCUGAUGGAGCUGAGGGUGCUGGGUAAAUUUGAGGAGCGCCAUGAGAAUGCAUACAGCAAGUCUGUCGACAUUGGCACGGAGGCAAUCUCGUCCAUCAAGACGGUCUCCUCCCUCUCCCUCGAACAGGAGACGCUCAAUGUUUACCGGCGAUCACUCAAGGGUCCUCGCCAGGAAACCUUCCACGUCACUCUACAGGCAAGCUUCUGGCAGGCCCUGACCUACUUUUUGGGCAACUGUGUCAAUGCAUUGGCAUACUGGUGGGGAUCAAAACAAAUCAUCGCGGGCAACUACACACAGACGCAGUUCCUCAUCGUGGUAUUUUCUCUCCUUGUUAGUGCAAUGCUCUGGAGCCAGAUGUUCGCUCUUGCUCCAGAGCUGUCAAAUGGCAAAGCUGCCAUGGCGAGAAUCUUGAGCCUCAUUGACAUUGGAUCGGACAAGCUACGAGGGGACCUCUCUAAGCGCCGUCCAAACAAUGAAGCGUCGUCAGAGAAAGACCUUGAGUCGACGAGGGAGGCAAAGAGUUGCCAGUAUGGCAGCCACCAAGCCGCAGCUGUGCAAUUUCGCGACGUGCAUUUCUCCUAUCCAGCUCGACCCAGUGUCAAGGUAUUGAGCGGCUUGAGCAUGGAGAUCCCUGCAGGCAGUUUCGCGGCUCUGGUAGGACCCAGUGGCGCAGGCAAAUCCACAAUCAUAACGCUGGUAGAGCGUUUCUACACACCGCAGCUCGGGUCCGUCAUCAUCAACGGAGUCGAUGUGACAAAAAGCGGCGACGUAUCUUUCCGGGACUCUAUCGCCUUGGUGCCGCAGGAGAAUGUGCUCUUUGAAGGGACCAUAGAAUUCAACAUCAGUCUUGGGGCCAAGCCAGGACAUGCCGUAUCGCUGGAGGAAAUUCAAGAGGCAUGCAAGCUCGCAAACAUACACGAGGUUAUCGAGGGUCUGCCCAAUGGUUACCAGACGCUAUGCGGGCCGAACGGGAAUCAGUUCUCGGGCGGACAGAAACAGAGGCUUGCGAUUGCCAGGGCCCUGGUUCGGCAGCCGAAGAUCUUGAUCCUAGACGAGCCGACAAGUGCUCUGGACGCUGAGUCCGAAAGGCUGUUGCAGAACGGCCUAGAGAAAGCCUCUGAAGGUAUCACGGUCAUUGCUAUCGCGCAUCGCUUGAACACGAUCCGGAAGGCCGAUCGCAUCUAUCUCAUCGAGGCGGGCCAGUGUGUUGACUCUGGGACUCAUGAAGAGCUGCUGAAAAGAUCGCCCAGCUACAGAUUGAAUGUGAUGCACCAGACAGUUGCAGAGUAG
Messenger RNA from Trichoderma reesei QM6a, 3975 nucleotides. RefSeq lists its product as uncharacterized. Gene Ontology annotation, cellular component: membrane. Gene Ontology annotation, molecular function: ABC-type transporter activity; ATP hydrolysis activity; ATP binding. The record is from RefSeq and is a predicted model, not a curated record. Bases 1 to 3975 code for a protein of 1324 amino acids. NCBI's taxonomy places the organism in Eukaryota, Fungi, Ascomycota, Sordariomycetes, Hypocreales, Hypocreaceae. Gene Ontology annotation, biological process: transmembrane transport. The transcript is spliced from 2 exons.